AUGAGAGGUGCCUGUGCCCCGCCCAGCGCCUCGUCGGUGCUCGCGAAGGCUGCUGCAGAUUGUGGCAGUGGCCGCGGGCUUGGCGCUCAUGUCGGUGCUGCCGUUGGACGGGUCGGCCGCCUUCGUCACUGGGCGUGCCACGCAGCUCCGCCAGCCAGGAG
Prorocentrum cordatum is the source of this 161-nucleotide messenger RNA. The record is from the annotation of a GenBank genome assembly. NCBI's taxonomy places the organism in Eukaryota, Dinophyceae, Prorocentrales, Prorocentraceae.